GGCAGAUAUUUCGGAGGGCAUUCUUCGUUUGUCAGUCGGCGCACCGAUACCCUAGAUAGAGAAGAUGAUCAUCCCAGUGCGUUGCUUCACUUGUGGAAAGGUGAUCGGAAACAAAUGGGAUAUGUAUCUUGAUUUGCUCCAGUCUGAUUACAGCGAAGGAGAUGCCCUGGAUGCACUUUCUUUGGUUCGAUAUUGCUGUCGAAGGAUGCUGAUGACUCACGUUGAUCUCAUCGAGAAACUUCUCAACUAUAACACUUUGGAGAAGGCUGAGGGCAGCUGAUCAGUGUGUGGUGUCUGGCCGUCUACUAGCAUUUCAUCUCACUUUUGCAGCUGUAGUAUCAAUGUCUAGUAAUGCUGAAAAAGAAUCCUUUAGUUUGGUAUAUUGCUGUCAAUGCUGAAUAUUUCCAUAUGAAAUAUUUGAUGGGAUGAAUGGAUUUUUGUCGUUUCCCCUUC
Andrographis paniculata is the source of this 453-nucleotide messenger RNA. Its product is annotated as DNA-directed RNA polymerases I, II, and III subunit RPABC5. Gene Ontology annotation, molecular function: DNA-directed RNA polymerase activity; zinc ion binding; DNA binding. Gene Ontology annotation, biological process: transcription by RNA polymerase I; tRNA transcription by RNA polymerase III; transcription by RNA polymerase II. Lineage: Eukaryota; Viridiplantae; Streptophyta; Magnoliopsida; Lamiales; Acanthaceae. The record is from RefSeq and is a predicted model, not a curated record. The transcript has 4 exons. Gene Ontology annotation, cellular component: RNA polymerase I complex; RNA polymerase III complex; RNA polymerase II, core complex. The coding region runs from base 65 to 280 and encodes 71 amino acids.